Molecule: messenger RNA, 669 nt
Organism: Botrytis fragariae
Lineage: Eukaryota; Fungi; Ascomycota; Leotiomycetes; Helotiales; Sclerotiniaceae
Exons: 1
Coding region: 1-669 (222 amino acids)
Source: RefSeq, a predicted model, not a curated record
AUGUCCGCAGAACAUAACCUUGGUUUUCAACUUUCUAAUGGCACUCGAAUCGUCCAUGGGGAAGGUUCGAUAACCAAGACUGCCUUUCCAGCCGAGACGAAUAUUCCUGGACAGCUUCAAAUUUUCAAUCUCGGCCACAGUAAAGAUAUCAAUAUGCCUACAAUGAACGGAACUUUUGGGUGUCUACCUUUCGAUAUAAACACUCGGAUGCCGAGACACGUUCAUAUGACGAUGGCUACAGACGCAAAAAGUCGACGAUACGUUGUCGAGAACAUCCUCGUGCUGAAUGGAGUCGCAAUCGUUGAGCUUGGUGGCGAGAUUUAUGUUAUACCGCCAAAGACUCUAGUUAGUAUUGGGAGUGGCGUGCCACACACUUGGACCGCCUGCCCGCCUGGCUUGGAUCUGCAAAAACUUGGUUUAUCGCCCGACGAGCAAAUCGUGUCAGAUGGCCAAUUCCUGGCGGUUUUCCAAUACGAGGAACCCACAAUCUUCCUUCCAACCAAACAAACUCGAAGGUUAAUGGACGAAAAGGAUUAUGAGGGUUGUGAUGAUCUUCACAGUAUAAGGAUUCCGAAAUAUGAGAUUGAUGAUUUAAUCAUGAAUGCAUGGUUUGUCUGGGGGAAACGUGCUCGGAAAGCAAACGAUAUAAGAUCUUUAGAAUUUGAAUAA